AUGAGGGUACUGAUAUCGGCUCCGUGCAAUCCUCACAAGAAUACAGCGACAUUAUUAAGGGAGCUUCUGGAUAUAAUUCCUAACUCUUAUGUCUGCGACGCCGAUCAGGAGUCUGGAGUGAGCAUAAAGAUAGUUGAGGACGUAGGACCCCAGUGGGUGGUCUUCAAGAACUCACAACUGCAGAUAGUUUUGAAAAUAGUCCAAUACAAAUCCAGAGACUACUUGAGAGUGUCAAAGCCCAUCUCAAAGGAUCACCUUCCCCAGCUCAUUGUAAACAAUUUCACAACAGACACCGGGAUGAAGAUAGUCGAAUUUCUGGCGGAGAUGUUUCCGUUUAGCCAGAGCUCGAGGCAGGUCGCAAACUUUACCGUUCAGGGCGACUUCAUAUACUUCAGAGUAUAUAGAUACUGCUUUGGAGAAAAAGGCCCGAUUAUGGAGAAUGUCGGACCUCACUUAACACUGAGGCUGUGGAGAAUGGUAGAGUAUAAGGGGGGCGAAAAAAAGGUCAUGAACUUCAAGAAGUUUAUCAAAAAUUCAAACAUACUAUGA
This is a messenger RNA of Encephalitozoon cuniculi GB-M1, 549 nucleotides long. RefSeq lists its product as uncharacterized. The coding region runs from base 1 to 549 and encodes 182 amino acids. Gene Ontology annotation, molecular function: rRNA primary transcript binding. Gene Ontology annotation, cellular component: preribosome, large subunit precursor; nucleolus. The transcript has a single exon. The record is from RefSeq and is marked provisional. Gene Ontology annotation, biological process: maturation of LSU-rRNA; maturation of 5.8S rRNA. Lineage: Eukaryota; Fungi; Microsporidia; Unikaryonidae.